Molecule: messenger RNA, 1334 nt
Organism: Rhodamnia argentea
Lineage: Eukaryota; Viridiplantae; Streptophyta; Magnoliopsida; Myrtales; Myrtaceae
Exons: 4
Coding region: 445-1263 (272 amino acids)
Source: RefSeq, a predicted model, not a curated record
AGGGCAGGGAAAAAAAAAAAUGGUUUAAUUUAUCUUUCUAGACUCAAAGCCUAACGGGCGUGCCCUUACCAGUUUGCAGUUGGAUAGGCAGCCAUAUCUUCAUCGACUGAAACUCCCGUGGUGGAUUACCGUCAUUUUCACCCGCGCCGAUUGCAGCUUCAAGAGGCCCGCUCUCUGCCCGCAGGAGGAGGAAAGAAUAACAGGUACUUCAAAUGCAGUGACCUGGUCACUGUUUUCUGUUUUGAACAUCAUGAUUGCACCAACAAUUUGACAUUGAUAACAGUGCACGAAUGAGAAGGAAAUAGAGAAAGUGUAAUGGCUUGAAGGAUUUAUUUACAGAAGGGGAAGAAGGAGCUUAGUUCGAUUUUUCAGGUCAAGCUGAAUGAUUUGUUGGGUUCAGUCACAUUUACCAGAAUUGAAUUUGCAACUGACUUAAAUUUCUUGAUGAAUUCCCUGUGUUUCUCUUCUUCCCCACCUCUUUUCCCAUCACUUUGCCAGCGUCCCCUACAUUAUACCACACCACAAUGUUGUUAUUUUGGUUCUAACGACCAUCGUCAAUGCAAACGCCAUUUCUCUCGUUCUUCUCUAUCCUAUCCCUACACUGCAUCUACCUUAUCAAAUUUCCAUUUGUCGUAUAUGGGUGCAAAUGCUCUGUCAAAUGAGGGGACAGUCCCUGUUAUGAAUUUUGAGGAACUCAUAGAGAAAGAUUGGUCCUUUCUUGAGAUGGAUGAUAAUCCUCAAGUGGGCCACAAUGUCGGACGCAUAAUAUCUGCAGGAGAAUUAGAGAGCACCUCCAAGGUUUUGGUUUCUUUUGGUUCUGAAGGUUUUGUAGAUAGGUUGGUCGACACGUCAAGCUGCCAGCUUCUGCUUGUUGUCCAUGAUUCACUUCUUGUGCUGGCUUGUAUUAAGGAAAAAUAUGACAAAGUUAAGUGCUGGCAAGGUGAACUGAUAUAUGUUCCAGAAAAGUGGGCACCUUUUGAUGUGGCGUACAUUUAUUAUCUGCCUGCUUUACCGUUCUCCCUUGACCAGGUUUUUGAAGCACUAGCCAAGCGAUGCCUCCCAGGUGCCAGAGUUAUCAUCAGUCAUCCUCUAGGGAGGCAAGUCCUGGAGCAGCAGCGGCAAGAAUUCCCCGACUGCAUAGUCUCUGAUUUGCCUGAUAAGAUGACCUUAGAGAAGGUUGCAGUUGCCCAUUCCUUUGAAAUGGCGGAAUUCGUAGAUGAGCCUGGAUUUUAUCUUACUGUCUUGAAGUUCAAUGGGGCAUGAUUACGUCUUCUGUAAUGUUAGAGGGACCACUCAUUGUAAUAUAUGAAAUUUGAUCAAGUAAAGUAAAUUCA